AUGCCUAUAAUUAUGUCUUCUUGGGCAAAAAUAUCGCACAUUCUCGGAGGAUUUACUGCUUUGGUAUCGGCAGCUGCUUUGAAGGAUCAAGUCAAGGGAGUAGUAUUGCUACAUUCUGUUGGACAAUUUGGGGAUGCCAGUGGUGGAACCAAUGAUUCUGAAGAAACAGCCUUGCAGAUAUUCAUGGUAAAGGCACUGAAGGAAAUUUUUCAGCGUGUAGUUCUUGGAUUUUUGUUUUGGCAAGCCAAGAAACGAGCACGCAUUGAAUCUGUCUUGGAUUUGUUCAUUUACUGUGUUUGA
Molecule: messenger RNA, 300 nt
Organism: Fraxinus pennsylvanica
Lineage: Eukaryota; Viridiplantae; Streptophyta; Magnoliopsida; Lamiales; Oleaceae
Source: the annotation of a GenBank genome assembly